GUUCUCAGUGCUGCUGCUGCUGCAAUGGCGGCACUGUAAGCGAAAGGUGGAAGAAGGUGGCUUGACUUGAAUGACUUUUUAAAAAUCUUUGUACGGAGCCAGAAAGUAAAAGGUGAUACAGGAAAGGAGCUAAACGCUUAAGAUUGUGGGUAAAAAGGCAAGUCACUGGCAGGGCGAUACGAGCGGUAUUUGUCUCUCUAUUUUUUGAUUAGUCGGAAACGCAUUUGCAAUUUGCAGUUCGCCAGUUUGACUUGCAUCUGUAUGAAAUAACCACCACCCACCACUCGCUCACAUACAACUAAGCGAGGAGGUGAUUUCAUUUUUAGCCUGUUACCGUAUUGUCUCGAACCGAAUCGGACGCGCUCCGCCAUGGCUGAGAGAAGUUCCACUGGAUUACUAAUGAUGAUGUUUGAGCCCACAGCUGCGGCAGCUAUGACUCUCCCAGCGGAGGUUAGAGAGAAACUGGCAGAGCUGGAGCUAGAGCUAUCCGAAGGAGAUAUCACCCAGAAGGGUUAUGAGAAGAAAAGAGCAAAACUCCUGGCCCCAUAUGUUCCACAGAUUCAAGGUGUAGAUCCAUCACUUCAGAUUGAAAACAGAGUCCAGGUGUCUACUCAGCCCCUUCCUGCUGUCUCUAAACAGCAUAAAUCACGUUCCAACAAUUCACGGGAUGAGCGCUUUCGAUCUGAUGUGCACACGGAAGCCGUUCAAGCAGCUCUGGCCAAGUACAAAGAGAGAAAAAUGCCAAUGCCCUCCAAGAGACGCUCUGUUCUAGUCCAGUCCUCUGUGGAAACAUGUACUCCCCCAGACACCUCAUCGGCUUCCGAAGACGAGGGAUCCCUGCGUCGACAAGGCCGGAUUGCAUCAUCAACUCCUUACCAGGUCCACCCCAACGUAGAGCACUGGUUUAACAGGGUUAUCCAGGGCUCCUCCACCUCAUCCUCUGCCUCCUCCACCUCAUCCCACCCCGGAGGGAGGUCCCUCGUCACCACCACCGCCGCAGCCUCCGUGCUGGCAGAUCUUAUGGCACAUACCCAUCUAGAUAACCACUCGGCACCCCCUGAUGUGACAGGCCUGUUGGAGCGCUCUGUCUAUGUGGAGCGACCACAAAUGGCUUCAGUCCGCGGCAUGCCCCGAGGCUACAACAACAGUAGUGUUCUGGAGACCGCGGAUGGUGUCCCUGUCAACAGCCGGGUAUCGUCAAAGAUCCAACAGCUGCUCAACACACUGAAGAGACCCAAGCGCCCACCUCUGUGCGAGUUCUUCGUUGAUGAUUUUGAGGAGCUGCUUGAGGUGCAACAGCCAGACCCCAACCAGCCAAAGGCAGAGGGGCCCCAGAUGUCCCCAUUGGAGGGGGAGGCCCUGGGUGUCAUCACUAACUGGCCUCCCUCCCUUCUGGCUGCCCUGCAGUGCUGGGGAACCACUCAUCCCAAGAGCCCAUGCCUGACCGCUCUGGACAACUCCGGCAAGCCUGUCUACACACUCACUUAUGGAAAGCUAUGGAGCAGGAGCCUGAAGCUGGCCUUCACAUUACUGAAUAAACUAAGCACCAAGAAUGAGCCACUUCUACGUCCAGGAGAUCGUGUUGCUUUGGUAUUUCCUAAUAAUGACCCUGUGAUGUUCAUUGUGGCAUUUUAUGGCUGUCUUCUGGCUGAGCUAGUGCCGGUUCCCAUUGAAGUACCACUUACAAGAAAGGAUGCUGGGAGCCAGCAGAUUGGGUUUUUGUUGGGCAGCUGUGGGGUCACUUUGGCACUGACCACAGAUGCCUGUCAGAAAGGCCUACCCAAAGCACAGACGGGAGAGGUGGUUACCUUCAAAGGCUGGCCUCGGUUGCUGUGGUUUGUGACAGAUGGGAAACACCUGGCCAAGCCCCCAAAAGACUGGCAUCCCCCUAUCCAAGAUGCAAGUAAUGACAUUGCCUAUAUCGAGUACAAAACCAGCAAGGAAGGCAGUACAAUGGGAAUCACAGUCUCUCAUUCUGCCAUGUUGGCACACUGUCAUGCACUUACACAGGCCUGCGGUUACUCUGAGGCUGAAACUGUAACAAAUGUUCUGGAUUUCAAGAGAGAUGCUGGGCUGUGGCAUGGAGUUCUUACGAGUGUGAUGAACAGAAUACACGUAAUAAGCAUUCCCUACUCUCUGAUGAAAGUCAACCCCCUCUCCUGGAUACAGAAGGUGCACUCUUAUAAAGCACGUGUUGCGGUGGUAAAGUCUAGAGACAUGCACUGGUCCCUCCUAGCACAGAGAGACCAGCGGGAUAUCAGCUUCAGUUCUCUGCGGAUGCUAAUUGUUGCAGAUGGAGCCAACCCCUGGUCAAUAUCAUCUUGCGAUGCCUUCUUGAAUGUUUUCCAAGUACGGGGGCUGCGGCCUGAGGUGAUCUGCCCGUGUGCUAGCUCUUCCGAGGCCAUGACUGUUGCCAUCCGCAGACCUCCGGAGAUGGGUGUUCCCCCUCCAGGGAAGGCAGUGCUGUCCAUGAACGGGCUGAGCCACGGUGUGAUCCGUGUGGAUACUGAGGAGAAGCUCUCUGUAUUAACAGUGCAGGAUGUGGGCCAAGUCAUGCCAGGAGCACUGGUGUGUGUGGUGAAGGUAGAAGGGACACCCUACCUGUGCUGCACUGAUGAAGUGGGAGAGAUCUGUGUGAGCUCCAGUAGCACUGGAAUUGCCUACUAUGGCCUGCCUGGCAUCACGAAGAAUGUCUUUGAGACCAUUCCUGUGACAAAUGAAGGGAUGCCCAUCAGUGACAGGCCGUUCACUCGCACCUCACUACUGGGCUUUGUGGGACCGGACAACCUAGUCUUUGUUGUGGGAAAGAUGGAUGGUCUGAUGGUAGUCAGUGGGCGGAGGCAUAAUGCUGAUGAUAUUGUUGCCACAGCCCUGGCAGUGGAGCCAAUGAAGUUUGUUUACAGAGGAAGGAUAGCGGUUUUCUCGGUGACAGUUCUCCAUGAUGAGCGCAUCGUGGUGGUGGCUGAGCAGCGGCCAGAUGCCUCAGAAGAAGACAGCUUCCAGUGGAUGAGUCGUGUCCUCCAGGCCAUUGAUAGCAUUCACCAGGUGGGUGUGUACUGUCUGGCUCUGGUUCCUGCCAACACACUUCCCAAAGCCCCGUUGGGUGGCAUCCACAUCUCCGAGACCAAACAGCACUUCCUGGAGGGGGCUCUACAUCCCUGUAAUGUCCUCAUGUGUCCCCAUACCUGCGUUACUAAUUUGCCAAAGCCCAGGCAGAAACAGCCAGAAGUGGGCCCUGCUUCUAUGAUAGUAGGGAACCUGGUGGCAGGGAAGAGAAUUGCUCAGGCAUGUGGGAGGGAUGUGGCUCAGCUGGAGGACAAUGACCAGGCACGCAAGUUCCUUUACAUGCAAGAUGUUCUGCAGUGGAGAGCACAGGCUGCACCAGACCACCCUCUUUUCUUGCUUCUCAAUGCGAAGGGUGCAGUUGCCAGCACAGCCUCCUGCCUACAGCUGCACAAAAAGGCGGAGCGUGUUGCGGUAGCACUGAUGGAGAAAGGGCGACUCAAUACGGGUGAUCAUGUGGCAUUAGUCUACCCUCCAGGUAUAGAUCUCAUUGCAACAUUCUAUGGGUGUCUAUAUGCGGGCUGUGUGCCAGUCACUGUGAGGCCACCUCACCCACAGAACCUAGCCACUACUUUACCCACAGUCAAGAUGAUUGUCGAGGUCAGUAAGUCGGUGUGUAUCCUGACCACUCAAACUAUAAUGAGGCUGUUGAAAUCCAAAGAGGCAGCAGUGGCAGUGGAUGUGAAAACAUGGCCAGCAAUACUGGACACAGAUGACCUCCCUAGAAAGAAGCCUUCUCAGAUUUAUAAACCACCAACGCCUGAAAUGCUGGCCUACCUAGACUUCAGUGUCUCUACCACAGGGAUCUUAGCAGGAGUGAAGAUGUCCCACGCUGCCACUAGUGCCUUGUGUCGCUCCAUCAAGUUGCAGUGUGAACUGUACCCCUCUCGCCAGAUUGCCAUCUGUUUGGACCCUUACUGUGGUCUGGGCUUUGCUCUGUGGUGCCUGUGCAGUGUGUACUCUGGUCAUCAGUCCAUCCUGGUCCCCCCACUGGAGCUGGAGACGAAUGUGUCUCUAUGGCUGUCGGCGGUCAGUCAGUACAAAGUGCGGGUCACCUUCUGCUCCUAUUCAGUCAUGGAAAUGUGCACCAAAGGCCUUGGCUCGCAAACUGAUGCUCUCAGGAGCCGUGGAGUGAACCUGGCUUGUGUGAGGACAUGUAUGGUGGUGGCGGAGGAACGGCCCCGAAUAGCACUCACACAGUCUUUCUCCAAGCUCUUCAAGGACCUGGGUCUGUCUGCCCGUGCUGUGAGCACCACCUUUGGUUGCCGUGUCAACGUUGCAAUUUGUCUGCAGCCUAACAGGCUGGGGAAUCUGGCUGAGCAGGGUACAGCGGGUCCAGACCCUACUAUUGUGUAUUUAGACAUGAGAGCGCUCCGUCAUGACAGGGUACGUUUGGUGGAGAGAGGCUCACCGCACAGUUUGCCACUGAUGGAGUCUGGAAAGAUCUUGCCUGGUGUCAAGGUAAUCAUUGCCAACACAGAGACUAAAGGACCCCUGGGAGACUCACACUUAGGAGAGAUAUGGGUGAGCAGUCCCCAUAAUGCCACAGGCUACUACACAGUGUAUGGAGAGGAGGCAUUACAGGCCAACCACUUCAACACCAAACUGAGUUUUGGGGAUACUCAGACAAUGUGGGCUCGCACGGGGUACCUCGGCUUCCUGCGCCGCACUGAGCUUACUGAUGCCAGUGGGGAGCGUCACGAUGCACUCUAUGUUGUGGGGUCUUUGGAUGAGACGUUGGAGUUGCGGGGAAUGCGGUACCACCCCAUUGACAUUGAGACUUCUGUCAUCAGAUCACAUAAGAGUAUUGCCGAAUGUGCUGUGUUCACAUGGACCAACCUCCUGGUAGUUGUGGUGGAGCUGGAUGGUUCAGAACAAGAGGCUCUGGAUUUGGUUGCCCUGGUGACCAAUGUGGUCCUGGAGGAGCACUAUCUAAUCGUAGGGGUGGUGGUGGUUGUGGACCCUGGUGUCAUCCCAAUUAAUUCACGGGGGGAGAAGCAGCGCAUGCAUCUGAGGGAUGGCUUCCUAGCUGACCAGCUGGACCCCAUCUAUGUGGCCUACAACAUGUAAGGGAGAAGGUGCCAUCCACACACAGGAGAGAAGACAGAAGCCAGAAGACCUUGCUACAAGAGCAAUAGAUCUCACUGCAGCAUGGUUUUUAUGUUUCUUCAUCAGCAGAUGUAGCAUUUGCUGCAGUGUAUACCAGAUUAUUAUUUUUUUUAUCUUGCUGGUGCAUCUUUUUGUUGUGGAUGGGGGGACUACUAUGUUUUCAUGAAUGUCAGUAUUGUUCCCAUGAAACAUUCUUCUCCACUGUGAGUCCAGCCCUGAUGGAUACCCUCAGUUUUUUCAGCUUCGCCUUAGUAGAAGUUGUGGAGUGGGGAAGCAAAGGGUAGUAAUGCCUCAUUUCUCACAGCUGAGCUAGUAGUUUUUGCUUAAUGGCUGGAGAAUAGAGGAAGAGUUUUAUUUCUCUCUCUACACAUUUUUUUUCUCUUUGCUUAGGUUCAUAUAUCAUGCUGAUUUUAAACAUGAAAAAGAAAUUUAUGGAAGUGAGAUUUUCUAUCUAAUGAUCACAUUUUGUUGCAGCUUUGACUUAUUUUUUCAAGACAUUCACUUUUAAUAUCAUAACAUAUCUUACCAGUUGUUUUGAAAGCAUCUGGUUUCUUUCUAGUUUUUUAGAUAAUGGACUUAAUUAAUUUACAGUAUUUGUUAUUGUACAUAAUUUAUUUCAUUUAAAAUGAUGACAUUAUUUUUCGGAUGGGUCUUAAUGAGACUUAAAUUUGUAGGUCAUUGGAAAUCGUGUUUGAACAAAACUGCAAACACAAUCCUACCCAACAAUAUCAAAUAUGUGAGGAUGAAAUAAACAGAUUAAUCUGGAUAAACUUAAACAUUAUUUUAUACAAUUUGUUAUCCUUGCUAAAGUCAUGCCGUUUUCUAAUACAAAAUUGAAAUGCUUUGUGAGUCAUAAAUGCCUUUUAUAGCAAUCCUGCACAUAUAGUACAUUAGGAGUAUAUUAUGGCCACUGUAAUUUCUGUUAAUGACUCUUAGAUUUCACAUUUUUCUUCACAUUUAGAGAGCUAAGAUGAUACUAUAUUUACUUUAGUUUUGAAUAAAAUCCCAGAAAAUUGUUUGUCCUAGGCAAGGGUAAUAAGAAGGUUAAUGCUUGCCUUCCUUUUGAUGAAUUCAGCUGCAAAUGUAACUGCCUUAAGCUGUAAACAUGAACUUGCCAUGAAAAACACUUAACUGUUUAUAUUUAUAUAAUAUAUACUGUAGCAUACAACACUGAAGUGGUAAACCAGUAAAGCUUCUGGUAUACAAGAGUAAAACCAGAAGAAAACAGAUGUAAUUUGAAGGUCAUAUUAGUUAUGCCAUUCAGAUUUUUCAUGCACUUUUGUUUGAAAAGUAUUUACAAAUGCAGUUUGAGGAUUAAGCAUGCAUUGUUGGCAUGGAUAGAAUUAACCAUUUCAUGCCAUUUCAUGCUUUUUGUAAUAUGUGUUUUCUUUUUUGUAGUGCUAUGAUGAAUUUAAAUGGCAAGAGAGCCCUCAAACACAUAUGUUGUUUAUAUUUACACUCCAGUUAUUUUUAAGAUCUUUCACUAGGCUUGAAAGUUUGCAGAGGUCUGUGAGACUAUGAGUACCAGGACUUCUUUUCUGUGCGAUUUUUCAAGGAACUAUUUUGCCACUAAGUCUGUUUAACUUAUGUGCAUCACAAAAAGUAGGCUUGUGCCUGUUGUAAUUAUGUACAGAUAUGUAACUUAUUACUUGGAUUCCAAAACUGGCCAUAGCAGCUAACAAAUGGACAUUCCUAAGGACAAAACAGCUAAAGUAGCUCUAUAAUAUACAGUAAAAAGAUUUCUCUAAGAUUUUUUUAUUAAAAAAAAGGUGAUACCUUGUAAACCAGAAAGCACAUUAAAAACAUAAAAUGCAAAAGAAAAAAGAAAAAAUAUUGUUUUAAUGUUACAAGAAUUGAAAGCUUUUAGUUUCCAUGUCUCAAGUUUUAUGAUGAUAUAUUAAGUGGAAGAUUUCUGGUAGAGAUGCUACUGCUAUUCAUUUUUAUAUGAUUAAAUUGUUGUAAAAUAAAAUGUUUUCUUUUGUAAAGA
Messenger RNA from Lepisosteus oculatus (spotted gar), 7159 nucleotides. RefSeq names its product disco-interacting protein 2 homolog A (gene dip2a). Gene Ontology annotation, cellular component: cell surface. The record is from RefSeq and is a predicted model, not a curated record. NCBI's taxonomy places the organism in Eukaryota, Metazoa, Chordata, Actinopteri, Semionotiformes, Lepisosteidae.